AUGGCAAACAAUUCGAAUUUCACUAAUAAUCUUGAACAUACAUUGGAUGAACUUUUAGCCGAUUUGAAAAAUCAUAAUUUCGUAGACUCAUUUCCUGCCGAAACAAAUGUACAAUUCAAUAUUUCAGUUAAUGAUCCAGAUUUGGUUAAUUUAAAGACUAAAAUUGUCGAUUUCUUGGAACAGCAUCCAACCAUUGUUAAUGAAAUAAAAAAAUAUUUCUACGAGGACCUUAUUCUGUAUACUCUCAGGCGUGCAUUGAAUUCCUCAUGUACUAUGCAUGAUAUUACCAAAACAAGAGCAACGUUAAGUAAGUUUUUUCGCACACCGGAUCAGACUAUCAGAAUCAUUUUUGAUCAUUUUUUUGAUGAUGUGAAGCCACUCAUCUUAAAAAGCAAACAGCGAUAUGCGAAACGAUUAUAUCAAUUAAUCCAUUUAGCUCCCAAUGUUUUAGUACGCGAAUCGCUAAUAGCUUAUUUACAAAAAUCAGGAGCAUCUGUUUUAACAGCAUUAAUGUAUGGAAAUCAAACAAAUUUAGUUCAACAAGAAGUUUCAAUUUUUUCUAAUCGAUCGUCUUUGUUAAGACAACCAUUUUUACAUGAUAUGAAAUCUUUUCUUUUACUAUCUUUUUUUAUCUUAAUGUGCAUUAUAUUCGGUUUCAAAAUAUUUCAUUUAAUUUUCUAUUAUUUCAUAGGACUUCUAUGUACUGUUUUUGUUUUAUAUAUCCUUGUUGAAGUCUAA
Molecule: messenger RNA, 738 nt
Organism: Rotaria socialis
Lineage: Eukaryota; Metazoa; Rotifera; Eurotatoria; Philodinida; Philodinidae
Source: the annotation of a GenBank genome assembly